Ceutorhynchus assimilis (cabbage seed weevil) is the source of this 3170-nucleotide messenger RNA. The record is from the annotation of a GenBank genome assembly. Lineage: Eukaryota; Metazoa; Arthropoda; Insecta; Coleoptera; Curculionidae.
CUGUCCUAUUUUUGGUUGAAUUCUCUUGAUACCUAGCGACAUCUAAUUUUCCAAAUCCAUUCAUAAAAUGAAUAAGUUACAGUGAACUGUAGGUAGUAAGCUUAGAGUUAUAAAAUCUCAAAUUUAUUUCAGGCCAUCGAUCGACGCCUCCGUGUAAAGAUGCCCGACGCCGACGCUUUGGCAUCGCGACGCCUGGAAUAAUCCAUAAAUAUUGUUUUCCUCGUCCAUCUCUGUUUAUUUUUAAGAAUUCAACAAAGACAAAAGUUGCCAAAAACAUUUCACAGCAAAAUUAUAACCUAGUCGGCAUUGGAAAUAAAUUUUAAUAAAUAUGAGUGCUCGUUUAGUUUGAAACAAUCGGUGAGUCAACAAAACAAUUAGAAUGAUUUUUACUAUAGUGCCCAGACAUUUUUAUUUAAAACAUCUCGUGUAGUCAAGUUUAUUUUUAGUGUGACCGAAAUGUGUUGAUAUUGUUUAAUUAUGAUGUGGAAAGUAUAAGGUACCUAGCCUGAAAUAUUUUGAAUAACCAUAUCUACUAAUAGAUUGGAAUUUCUAAAUUUGGUUCAAAAAAUUGUUCUUGAUAUGGAGGGAUACCUAAGUGUGGACCCUAACGCCGGAACGUCCUCGCAUUUAAGCUCUUUUAACACAGACAACGCCGAUUCCACAUCGAUAUGUCCUCUAAUAACACCUUCACCGCCCACCAAUGCUCUAGUCGAUUCAGUGCCAGAGCCGAUAGAACCCAUUUAUCAGAUUGGUGAAGCGUUAGCUGAGAAAUUGCAGAAAGUCCAUGAUACCGACAAAUGUGACGUAGAUUCUAUGUCCUCUGCAUCUUCAUCCGAACAACCAGCAUCGACUCAACUUCUUGAUGGAACUAGCUUCCUCAAUAUGCCUGCCGAUGAAGAAGCAGGCACAGAGGGCGGCAAAAUAACUCCCCUGGAGCUCACAUUCCGCAACCCUACAGAGGACUACUUCUUCAUGUCCUGGAACUGGCCGGUUAUUCGUAAAAUAUCCCUUUACAUUUAUAUUUCUGUUUUAAUUGGAAUGGUAGCUUUAGUAGUGAGUCUUAUAGCAACUUUACCAAAAACUUGCAACCCUCCUACAGAAUGGUACCAAGGCAAUUUAUUUUAUGAAAUUUUUCCUGCAAGUUUCUACAGACCUAAUCAAACCAGGGAAGGAAAUCUUGAAGGUGUCUCUGUGAAAGCUGACUAUUUGAUGAAGCUUGGUGUUAGAGGUGUAAGAUUAAAUUCUAUAUUUACUUCACCACAUUAUCCGAUAGAUUAUGAAAAUGCUUCCACAUUAACUGAAAUAGAUUCCAAGCUCGGCACACUAGAAGACUUUAAAAAUUUGGUUCGACAUCUGAAGUCGAGAAAUAUGUCAUUGAUUCUAGAUUUACCAGUUUCAUCGUUUAUCCAAAAAGCAUCAUUAAUGAGAAAGCUUCCUAUUACAAUAACUAGAAAUGCAACUGAAGAACCUAAUGAUUUUUUGAAUAUAAGUUAUGAUUUUGAACCAGUAGAAGAAGCCAUGCAAUAUUGGCUAUUACAUGGUGUAGAAGGAUUUUACCUAAAGGGCUUGGAAAGUCAUGCAACAGAUUUCUAUACUGCAAGAUUAAUAAAAAGAUGGAAAAAAUUACUUGGACCUAAUAGAAUUUUGAUAAUUAGUGAAGAAGUAGUUAAUCUAACUCCUAAAGAAAAUUCGAAUAUUAUUUUAAACCAUGUCGAUUUGGUGGAUGUAAAGCUAAAUAUUGAAAAAGGAGUAGCUGAAAUAAUACAACAAAUAGAUGCUGUUCAAAAUGGUUCACUAUUUUCCAGACCUGGAACUCCUUGGGUGCACUGGUCAAUAGGAAACGUUAAUUCAAACCGACUGGCUAACAUAUUGCCUUUCGGAAAUGCCACUCUUGGGGCAACUCUUCUUCAAAUGAUGUUACCUGGUACUCCAUCUAUUUUCUAUGGAGAUGAAAUUGGUCUCAAUCAAGUUCCAGAUGAUGACAGGAAGGAUAUCAAGCAUCUUCGUCAACUUACGAUGAUGCCAUGGCAAAAUGAGCAUAUCGCCUGGAAAGUACAUCCGUGGCUCUAUGGUGGCGAUACUGUAGCACAUUUCACACAAAUCGAAGCAAUAAUUCGAAUGGUAGAAUUAAGAAAUCAAUCCCCAUCUAUUUACAUGAAUGCAGUAUACAAACAAGGCGUUAAUAAAGCUAAUGCAGAAGUCAAAUAUUCACAAGAAAACUUUUUGGUUGUUCAAAGAUGGUACCCGAGAAGGAAAUCGUAUGUUGUAGCAAGUAAUUUAGGCAGCACAAAAAUAUCAGCUGAUUUGUCAUUAUUGUUAUAUUCAGGCCAAGUUAUAGUAGGUCCUAGGAUAGAUUCGACCCCAGAAACUAUUUCGUUCAAAGAAGUCAAUUUGUGGCCAGGUGAAUCGGUUGUUAUUGUUUUAGAUUAGAUUUUUUACGCUCAACAUAUUAAGUAGAUUAAGUAGGUUUGAUUCAAUUUUUAUAUACAGCGUGAUUACAAAAUAAUCAUCAGGAAAUAUAGGCUAUUUUUUACCGACUAGGUACAUACCUAUUGAUAUAAUAAUUGCACGAUACAUCGAAAAAAAGGGAAACUUUCCAACUGUCAAUUCAUUUACUUGUGUUCACCUCAAGUGACACGUCCAGAUCUCUACUAAGCAUAUCUAUUCCUUAGGUUGGAGUAUGUUUCCUGUCUGUGCCUAUACCCCCUAAUAGUAGGCUAUUUUUCGGGACAUAAUUUUUCCAAAUAUGAUAAUCGAUUAUGUUGUGUAAUUUGAGGAUUACCCAACAUAAUCGAACGUAAUCUUUAGGAAAAUUAUUUCGCGAAAAAUAGCCUAGUUAUUCAUAAAAUCUCAACCAUAAUAAAGCCAAAACCAAAAUCAUCAAACUACCGGCUGGAUUCUCAUAAAUCCUUUCAUAACUGGCUUUCCAAAGACUUUGGUUUUAUGACUUAGAUUUUAUGGAUAACCAGGAAAACUUCACUCUAACCAUUGACCCGAUAAUUAUUUCGCAAUCACGAUCUAUUUUAAGUUUAAUUGACAACUGAGACGUUUGGAAAAUGAUAUAGGUAUAUUUUUUUAGAAUAUAUGUUACAGCCAGCAGCUGUAUUGUAUAAGCAACAUCUGAGCAACAAUUUUUUUUUGACGCAGUAAAGUUUAUUACAAAAAGUUCA